GGGAGGGUAUAAAUGCUCUGUGUUAAGGCAGCUGGCUGAUUUGGGUUCUUACUUUUGAACUUCGGUCUCUCUGAGAAACCUAACCUUUAUUUUGUGAACUCUGCUCAUCUCCUGGGAGUAAGACCUUUACGAGGAUCUGUGAGCUGAACUGAUAUCACACUCAAGACACUUCAACUCCCAGGAUGCGUCUGCUCUGUGCUCUGGGUCUCUUCUUGGCCCUGCUGCAUGUGACCUCCUGUCUGCUGAUUGGAGCCUUCAACAUCCGAUGUUUUGGAACCGGGAAAUUCGAUAAACCGGAAGCGAUAAAGAUCAUCACAGAGAUUGUCCAGCGCUAUGACAUCAUUCUGAUCCAGGAGGUCCGCUGCAACCACGAUCUGAGCGUACCCGACAAACUCCUGGCUCUUGUUAACAAAGGUACUACUGAGUUCAGCUACAACUCCAGUGAGCCCCUGCCUCUGGGUUCCGGCAGCUAUAGGGAGAGAUACCUCUUCCUCUACAGGGAUCAGACGGUGACCGUGACAGACAGCUUCCAAUACGAUGGCAAAGGCUUCAUGAGACCGCCCUUCGUCGUCAAGUUUUCCUCCACACAGACCGCUGUGAAGGAAUUUGUUCUGAUCCCCAUUCACACCCAACCGGGCAACGCUGUAGAAGAACUGAAUGCCCUUGUUGAUGUGGUUGCUGCUGCCAAACUCAAAUGGACGAACAAUAACAUCAUGGUGCUCGGAGACUUCAACGCAGACGGCACGUAUGUCACAGCAAAAGACUGGAAGAAUAUCCGCCUCUUCACCAACAAGAACUUCCACUGGCUGAUCGCCAACGGUGUUGACACUACAGUGGCAGCAUUGUCUUCCAACACUUACGACAGGAUUGUCGUCACCACUGAAAUGAACAAUGGAGUGGUGAAAGGCAGCGCUAAGGUCUUUAACUUCAAGAUUAAUUAUGGUCUUACCCAGGCUCAGGCGGAGGACGUCAGUGACCAUUUCCCUGUGGAGGUGAGGCUGGAGCCGGAGGUGGAGCUGAAGGUGGACCCGCCAGGAAAAGCAAUAAAACGCCCACAUUCAGAUGGUCCGUCAAAAGACACCAAAAGAAUCAGACCUUGAGUCUGAAUCCGAAUUAGGGUUAUUCAGUUGGAGUAUUUCUGGAACCCAUGCAGCAUUGAAAAAGAAUAAAAAAACAUUUAAAAAGCCAAAUGAUUUCA
Messenger RNA from Trematomus bernacchii (emerald rockcod), 1198 nucleotides. RefSeq names its product deoxyribonuclease-1-like. Gene Ontology annotation, molecular function: DNA nuclease activity. Gene Ontology annotation, cellular component: nucleus. Gene Ontology annotation, biological process: DNA catabolic process. The coding region runs from base 183 to 1100 and encodes 305 amino acids. The transcript has 10 exons. The record is from RefSeq and is a predicted model, not a curated record. NCBI's taxonomy places the organism in Eukaryota, Metazoa, Chordata, Actinopteri, Perciformes, Nototheniidae.